CGAAGUCUUCUUCGUUUUUCCUCUUUCCGCCUCUCUGGACCACCGGGGACGCUCUACAGUUGUUCUUGCCUAUUUCUUAGAAGAUCUUGGCGCCAUGGCCAUGGUACAGAAGCAUGCAACGAAGUAGGCGGGACUCGGAAUCCACAACUUCCUCUUCUGGUGGCAAAGGUCAAGCGGAAUGUAAACACUGGACCACGGAGCGGUGUCAGGUAACCCGGGCUUGUGGGUGCGCCGAGGGUGGAGGAGGAAGUCGAGCGGGAAUGGCUUCGUUUGGGUGGAAAAGGAAGAUUGGUGAGAAGGUAUCAAAGGCUACAUCCCAGCAGUUUGAAGCUGAGGCUGCUGAUGAGAAGGAGGGGGUUGAGAAUGAUGAAGGGAACUGGCUUCAUGCCACUAAACGUAGAAAAGAAAUUCUCCAGGAAGACUGUGCUGAGAAAAGUAAACAGCUGAAGGAGGAAGGAGCCAAUUUGGCAGAAAGUAAAAGAUAUCGGGAAGCAAUUCAGAAGUGGGAUGAAGCACUACAGUUAACUCCAAAUGAUGCUACCCUCUAUGAGAUGAAAUCACAGGUCCUAAUGUCUCUUCAUGAAAUGUUUCCAGCAGUGCAUGCAGCAGAAAUGGCUGUCCAGCAAAACCCACAUUCAUGGGAGUCUUGGCAAACUUUGGGUCGUGCUCAGCUUGGGUUAGGAGAGAUAGUACUGGCAAUUAGAAGUUUUCAAAUAGCCCUUCACAUCUAUCCAAUGAACCCUGAAAUAUGGCAAGAAGACCUUUCUUGGGCAAGAACCCUCCAGGAGCAGCAGAAGGUAGCACAAAGGGUUAAAAAGAGCGAAGAAGCGCCGUCUGGAGCGAUACCUUUCUCCCCUAAGUCUAUCCCUGACUAUGACUUUGAGAGUGAUGAGAUUGUGGCUGUGUGUGCCGCUAUUGCUGAGAAACAGAAGACAGCAGCGGCAAAUAAAACCAUGGUGAUUGUGUCCGCUUCCGGGACAGUGGAGACUGUAACAGAGAAGGAAGAGGGUGCUCCACCGCCAGACAACUCUGUGUUUAUCAAAGCCCGAUGAAGUGGAUGCACCCUAAAUUAUUUGAGUCUGUCUGAUUACUGCUUCACAUUUAGACAGAGACACACACGUACUCUGAGACAGGGAUGAGACUGCUGUCCAUAAAAUACAUUUGCUUCUCAUGAGGUAUAUAAAAAUGCAGUGGUAGAAGCAUUGUGUAGUGUUGGACUGUGCUUUUUAAGUUAUGACUUCUACUUGAGGCUAAACUCCUGAGAAAAAUGUGUUUGGGUUGAUAAACUUCGUUUAAUUUGGAUAUUAGUGGUUACACUUAAAGGUAUGAGUUGGAAAGUAUAUUCUUGGAUAGUGAAUAACUUGAUAACUAAUGUUAUUAAAGUAUUGACCCAUUAACAUGUUUUAUAGUGAA
Molecule: messenger RNA, 1413 nt
Organism: Perognathus longimembris pacificus (Pacific pocket mouse)
Lineage: Eukaryota; Metazoa; Chordata; Mammalia; Rodentia; Heteromyidae
Gene: Ttc33
Product: tetratricopeptide repeat domain 33
Exons: 5
Coding region: 114-1052 (312 amino acids)
Molecular function (GO): protein binding
Source: RefSeq, a predicted model, not a curated record